Melanotaenia boesemani (Boeseman's rainbowfish) is the source of this 6677-nucleotide messenger RNA. It is a transcript of the gene eif4g3a, whose product is annotated as eukaryotic translation initiation factor 4 gamma, 3a. The transcript is spliced from 35 exons. The record is from RefSeq and is a predicted model, not a curated record. Lineage: Eukaryota; Metazoa; Chordata; Actinopteri; Atheriniformes; Melanotaeniidae. Bases 428 to 5830 code for a protein of 1800 amino acids. Gene Ontology annotation, cellular component: eukaryotic translation initiation factor 4F complex. Gene Ontology annotation, molecular function: translation initiation factor activity; protein binding; mRNA binding.
UCAUCUGUCCUGCCUGGACUGCUGAAAGCGGCCGCAACGCCAUGUUGGCGAAGUCUCUCAUCUCUGUGAGAAAAAAAUGAUAGAAAACAUAAUUGCCGAGAAGAAAAGGUAGAUCGCCAAGGGAGGUCGAAGAUCGCGGCGAUUAUUUCGUUUGAAAGAAACGAACCGAGCCGGAUCCGCAGCGGUUCCGGACGGGCGAGGGAGGCUAAACCUCCCACCGUCCCCAUGAAUAGCACCGCUGAUCCGAACAGCGACUUUCCAUGAAAAAAGACGUUUGUGUUGCUAUUCGAGCUUCGUUAUCCCAGUUCGUUAAAGGGAUUUGGGGCCUGCUUCAAGAAUCUGCUAUCCUAGCUCUAUGAAUGCAAGCUAAGCGUUGUUUGUAUCCGUAUUUAUUAAGGUAUUGUUUUUAUUUGUUAAUUUUUUUGCGAUGAGUUUGCCACCGAAAGUGGUCCCUAAACCCGCCACUGUCGCAGUCAGCGGACCUGGAAGUGGCCCCUCUCCUUCAAGCCAACUGCGGGCUACCCUGACCUCCGUGUCUCUGCCGCCGGGAGCCCCAACAGCUCCUCAGCCUGGCGCUGUACCACCACCUCAAAUCUCUCGGGUUCAGCCAUCACUGGACGAGCGAAUCUUCCCCCCACAGCCUGGAGUCGCUGUCUACAGCGUACCCAGGCAUGCUGGCUCUCCUUACACUGCUCACGACAUUACAAAGGGACACCCGAACUUGGCGGGAACCCCGCCUGGUCAUGCCCAUUCUCCGGCGCUUUCUCAGGUAUCAGUACCCACAGCUUCCCCAUAUCGCUACCCUAAGGGCUGGGAGGCAGGCGGAGGGUCUCCAUACAACCCUGGGCAAAAUGCUGGCUCCGCUCCUUUAGUGUAUUCUGCCCAGACACAGCCAAUGAAUGCACAGCCACAGAGUCGCCCGUUUGCUACGGGCCCUCGACCAACCCACCAUCAGGGAGGAUUCAGGCCUAUCCAGUUUUUUCAGAGGACUCAGAUGCAGACUGCAAGACCCACCAUCCCGACAAACACACCCUCCAUACGGCCUGGCUCACAGACUCCCACAGCAGCUGUUUACCCCACAAAUCAACCAAUCAUGAUGACCAUGGCACCCAUGCCUUUCCCUUCGCCACAGGCUGCACAAUACUACAUCCCACAGUAUCGCCACAGCACGCCCUACGUGGGACCCCCGCAGCAGUAUUCUGUACAGCCUCCCGGGUCUGGCACCUUCUAUCCUGGUCCAGGACCAGGGGAGUACGCUGCCCCAUAUCAUCCCCUCAGGUACCACCCUCCUGUCUCACCCUCUGUCCCUGCUCCCGUCCCCACAGCUGGCCCCCCCUAUUACCCAGGACAGACACUGUACCCCCCCUCACCCCCUAUCAUAGUGCCUACACCACAGCAACCUCAACCAGCCAAGCGUGAGAAGAAAACAUCCUCCCAGAUCCGUAUCCGUGACCCCAAUCAGGGCGGCAGGGAUAUCACAGAGGAGAUCAUGGCAGGGGGCUCAGGGAGCAGGAAUUCAACGCCUCCUGUCGGUCCCCCCUCCACAACGCCUACACCACCACAGCAGCUGAGCAGCAGCCAGACUCCAGAGCAACAGCAGUCGCAACCUACGCCUCCACAGCAACAUCCUGGAAGCUACCCAUUAGAGUCACCGCAGAUACCGCAGCCACCACAGCCCCAACAGCCACAGCAGCCACUGAAAACUGGGGCUACAGACACAAAGCCAGGCCCAGAUAACAUGCCAAAAUUGGAGCCAGUUGUUCAGAAGUCUUCCUCAUCUGGAAUUGUGCAGGCUGAAGCACCCUUGGAGAAACUGGAGGCCACUACUCCUGUAUCUGAGCCCUCUGUCCCUGUUGAACCAGAGCUCCCCUUCCCUGCCUCACUGACCACCCCUGUCACUCUCCCGCUUUCAGGGGCUAACACCAGUGAACGCCUCUUGACCAGGGAGUCCACUGCUCCAGCCUCAUCUCCUUCCUCCUCCAUUGGGGAGAGCAAAACAUCUCUGAUAGCACCUCAGAUCCCCAGUACAGAAAAGCCUCUUUUAGACCCCCCACGAACUUUAGCUGCCUCUCCAUCGCUGGCUCCAAAAGCUUUGAAUGGCCUUGCAGACUCUGGGACUGAGCCUGAUUCUGCCGAUAACGAGCCUUCAAGUCUGCCUCCAGCUGUACUCCAUCCCCAGGCUUCUGUUCCCACUUACAGAGACGCAACCUCUUCUGAAACCUUACCCUCUGACAUGAGACCAGAGGUGCCAAUUGCUGCUGCACUCUCCCCUCUGGCACCUGUGGCUGUGGUUCCAGUUACCCUGACCCCAUCCUCCAUCCCAGCUAUGCCAGUUAUGCUCCCGCCAGGACUUCCGCCUCUAGUGCAGGCCACAACAGAGGCCGAUGAGCUGAGCAAGUCCUUAGAUGCUAAAGACCUCAACUUGAGAGGUACAGAGGCGCAAAGCAGCAUUUCUGAGAGCAAAACGGAGUCUCAGCAACAAGUACUUACCAGGAAGAUUCCCACUACAGUUAAUCAGACUUCUUCUGCUAUACCAAAGACCUGGAGAAAACCAAAUGAAGGGAUCUUUGCUGGAGACACACCUCAAAGGGAGGAUGAGGACGAUCCCAAGAUGGUGGAUCAGCCUGCUGGAGACCAGGCCCUGCAGUCAGCCUCUCAGAGCUGCAGCUCAGUGCCCCUGCCAUCAGUCUUCACCUCCACUGCUGCUCCUGCGCUUGCUCCCGCAAGUAGCCCAGAGGCCGACGGAAAGCCGGCUGCUCCAGAGGAAAAUGGUGAAGCGGAGUUGGAGCCCAUGAGAAACGGAGCAGGUCACAUUUCAGAGACGGAAAGCAGCGACAGUGGAGCAACCCCUGGAGAAAAGGAGAACUCGACAGGGCCUCCACAGGACAUUGAAGAUCUGACAGAUCCCAGUGGGAAGCGUCAGUAUAACAGAGACUUCCUAUUGGGCUUCCAGUUCAUGCCUGCAUGCAUACAGAAACCUGAAGGGCUCCCACCAAUCAGCGAUGUAGUGCUGGACAAGAUGAACCAAAACAAGUUGCCAUCUCGAGUGGUGGAUUCCAGGGUGAUUUCCAGAGGACCUGAUUUCACACCUGCUUUUGCAGAUUUUGGGAGGCAGAUGACUGGAGGACGAGGCACUGCACUCAUGAACAUGGGAGCACGACGGCCUCCACCCAGGAAGAUCAUCAUGAACGUGUCAGUUAAUGAUGACGUUCAGCUGAAAAAGUCCGAAAAUGCCUGGAAACCCGGCAUGAAGAGGGAAGGCCUUCCAGAGGACACAGAUAUACAGAAAACACAGGAGCUCUUCAGGAAAGUGAGAAGCAUCUUGAACAAACUGACACCUCAGAAAUUCAACCAGCUGAUGAAGCAGGUGACGGAUCUGACCAUCGACACAGAGGAGAGGCUCAAAGGGGUCAUCGACCUGGUCUUUGAAAAGGCCAUCGAUGAGCCCAGCUUCUCUGUGGCUUACGGAAACAUGUGCCGCUGCCUCGCCACGCUCAAAGUGCAGAUGACAGAUAAACCCAACACCUUUGUAAACUUUCGCAAACUGCUGCUAAAUCGCUGCCAGAAGGAGUUUGAGAAGGACAAGGUAGAUGAUGUGGUGUUUGAGAGGAAGCAGAAAGAGCUGGACUCUGCUGCAUCGACGACGGAGCGUGAGCGGCUUCAGGAGGAGCUGGAGGAAGCCAAGGAUAAAGCUCGACGGCGGUCCAUCGGCAACAUCAAGUUCAUUGGUGAGCUCUUCAAGCUUAAGAUGCUGACAGAGGCCAUCAUGCACGACUGCGUGGUGAAGCUGCUGAAGAACCACGAUGAAGAGUCUUUGGAAUGUUUGUGCAGGCUGCUCACCACCAUCGGCAAGGACCUCGACUUUGAAAAAGCCAAGCCUCGAAUGGAUCAAUAUUUCAAUCAAAUGGAAAAAAUUGUCAAGGAGAGGAAGACGUCAUCUAGAAUACGGUUUAUGCUGCAGGACGUUAUAGACCUCAGAUUGCACAACUGGGUGUCCCGGAGAGCCGACCAGGGCCCAAAAACUAUUGAGCAGAUCCACAAGGAGGCUAAGAUUGAAGAGCAGGAAGAGCAGCGAAAAGUGCACCAGCAGCUGCUCUCCAAGGACAGUAAGAGACGGCCAGAUCCACGAGAUCAGAGGGAGCAGCGCGUGCAGAGAGAGGAGACCUGGAACACUGUGCCCAUGACGAAGAACAGCAGGACCAUUGACCCAAACAAGAUCCCAAAGAUCUCUAAGCCUCAGAUGGAUGAGAAGAUCCAGCUGGGCCCACGGGCUCAAGUCACAUGGGUGAAGGGCAGCAGUGGAGGAGCCAAAGCCAGCGACUCGGAACUUUCUCGGACAGCUGGUCUGAACCGUUACUCCGCUCUGCAGUCCACGCCCACACCCACAACUCAACCCUCCACCACACCUCCACAGAACCCAGACUACGACUCCAGAAGAUCUCUGGGCAGCGGUCGUAGCAGCACAGUCAGAGAACGCAGCGAGAAGCCUCUGAUCUCUGCCCCAUCAUCGUCGUCGCGGCCCGGCCUGUUUAUCAGAGGAAGCAGUUCAAAAGAACUGCUAGAGAAUCAAAACCCAGAGGAGCCACGGAGAGACCGGGAGCGAGAGGGGGCCGAACCUCGGAGACCGAGCGUCACGGAAGAUAAAACUGAGCCGGAGCGGAGCAAAGUCAGAGAGCCAGUAAAACCGGAACCAGUGGUUGAGACCCUGGACAGACCUGCCCUGUCUGAGGAGGAGAUUGAGAGGAAAUCAAAGUCCAUUAUUGACGAGUUCCUGCACAUAAACGACUAUAAGGAAGCUGUCCAGUGUGUGGACGAGCUGGACCUAGGCUCUCAGCUGCACAUUUUUGUGCGUGCCGGGGUGGAGUCGACCCUGGAGCGCAGUCAGAUCACACGGGACCACAUGGGCUUGCUCUUCUUCCAGCUAGUGCAGAAGGAAAUCCUGCCCAAACCCCAGUUCUAUAAAGGGUUUGCAGACACGUUGGAGUUAGCGGACGACAUGGCCAUCGACAUUCCCCACAUCUGGCUGUACCUGGCCGAGCUGCUCAGCCCUCUGCUGAAGGAGGGGGGCUUCUCUAUGAGAGAGCUCUUUAGUGAAUUGAGCAAACCUUUGCUUCCUGUUGGAAGAGCCGGGAUCUUGAUCUCUGAAAUACUGCACAUACUAUGCAAGCAAUUGAGCCAUAGGACUGUAGGUUCUUUGUGGAGGGAAUCUGGACUCAGCUGGACCGACAUUUUACCAGAGGGAGAGGAUGUUCAGGAUUUUAUCUCACAGCAGAAACUCCAGUUCCUUCAGUCGGACAGCUCCUGUCCCGAGACAGUUCAGCCCAAAAGAAUUUUGUCUCCUGAGGAGCUGAGCCAACAGCUAGAGAGACUCCUCCUGGAGGAUAUGGCCAGUGAUGAGCAGAUCUUCGACUGGGUGGAGGCAAACCUCGAUGAGUCUCAGAUGAGCUCGUCUCCCUUCCUGAGGGCUUUGAUGACAGCUGUGUGUAAGGCAGCAGUGAAAGAUGAUAACACCAGCUGUCGAGUGGAUACGGCCAUCAUCCAGAGGAGAUUGCCUGUAUUACUCAAGUACCUUAACUCAGACACUGAGCGACAGCUGCAAGCACUUUAUGCACUUCAGGCACUGAUCGUUGCCCUCGAUCAGCCUCCAAACCUUCUCCGGAUGUUCUUUGAUUGUCUGUAUGACGAGGACGUCAUCUCUGAGGACGCUUUCUACAAGUGGGAGACAAGCAAAGACCCUGCCGAGCAGCAGGGUAAAGGUGUGGCCCUCAAAUCUGUCACGGCCUUCUUCACCUGGCUGCGGGAGGCGGAAGAGGAGUCGGAAGACAAUUGAUGAGGGAGACAUGCCGGGACUCGACAUAGUAGAACUGCAUCCUUGGCAGCAGAACAAACUUUCAAAAUGGCUGCGCAGACAGGACGACAUGUUUACGGCUGGAAUAUUUUUUUUUUCUGCGGUACAGUUCUGUAAUAUGCCGCCAUUUUGAGUUUGGAUUCCAACGGUGGAAGCACUAAAUACCUGUAUCAUACAUAGAAAAUAUUUUUGUUUUAAAUUUUAACUUACUUUUUUCUUUUGUUACUUUUUAAGAAGAGACUUAAAAGAUGCAUAGGUUCUGGACUCCUUAAUUUAUUAUUUUUUUAAGGACUGCAAAAAUGAAAGUUAUUUAACAUUUGCAGAUGCUCACAGUGAGAACAUGGCAACAGAAAUAACAAUAUAAUUAAUUAUAAUAACAAAAUAAUAAUUGUGAGAUAAAUAUCCUCCCUGGAUUUCACACUGUUUGAAAACAGUAAAAACAAAAUUAUUUUGGGAUGAAGGGGAAGUGGAGAUUUAAAAACAUACAAACAAAAAAAAAGACAAAAUAGAAAAAAAAGAGUGAAUAAACAGGAACUAUUAACGCUGUUCGAGGCCAGAGGUUAUCUUGUAAUAACCAGUGUUUCUGACAGCCUUGACUUAGCUGCGUUGAUAUGAACCUGCGCCUCAUGAGAGGUAGACAUAUGCAUCCAAGAAGCAAAUCCGAACUGUAAGGUUAACGCAGACGAACAAACAGAAAAUGAGCAUAAGGGCAACUUUUAAAAAUUAAAUGGCCAGGGUUGCUCAACAUGACAUGCUUGUAAUACUGAAGACCUACAGAGCAGAUUAAAGCUUGUAAAUACAUUAAAGACAAAAAAUGUAUUUAAAAGGU